AAUAUACUGCCUCCCGUUUGAGCAUUUUCCAGAGAGUUGUGGAUUUGUACAGAACGUGUAAAACUGCAUUGAGGUGGGAGAAAGGGGGAAAAGAGGGAGCUCCGCACUGCUAAUGGAGAAGAGGGAGCUGCGGGAGAACAGGGAAAGCAACUCAAGGGGAGAAAGUGGAGUGGGGAGAAUAUGUCCACAUCUGAUAUAGCCCAUGUCCCCCCUCUCGAGGAACGCAUGGAGGAAGGGAGGGACCUACACUUAUGUACAACACUCAGAAUCGAACGGAAGGACAUUGGGGAAACUGGAAUGAUCUUUCUCACAUCAACCUUGGUGAACUCACAAUGUCAUCUUCAAGAGCUUUGGUUAGACAACACCGGGAUGAAUGAAAGAGAACUGCAGGUUAUGUUUCAAGUCUUUAGUCAGAAUCGAUCCGUGAAGUUUCUCAGUCUUUCCAACAAUAUUCUCACUGCUGGAGGGUUGAGAAGGAUUGGGGAGGGUCUUUCAAAUAGACGUUCCCCACUUUUGAGUUUUCGCCUCAUGAGCUGUUCGCUUGGCCGACCCCAGGCCGCCUCCCUGGUAACGGUGCUGAGGUCAACUCCCUCGCUGACUUCCCUCAACCUCGACAACAACCCCCUCAGCGACGCCGGGCUGCGGAUCCUCGUCCCGGCCCUCGCCUACCCGGGCUCCAGGCUCCGGACUCUCCGGCUGUCCACAGCGGGUUUAACCGCGGCUAGCGGCCGGGAGAUCGGCUCCAUUCUCCGCGGGAACGCCAGGCUACGCAUGCUGGCCCUGAAUUACAAUCGGUUGCUGUCGGAGGGAGUGCGGGGGAUGUGUAGCGUUCUCCCCGGGACGAGAUCGCGACUGAUGAGGCUGGAGCUGGAGGAGAACAGACUAGACGACAGAUGUUCACACCAACUCGCUGAAUCGUGCAACGCUCAUCUCUCGCUGACCGCUCUCUGUCUCAGUCGGAACUCAUUCACCGACCUCGCACUCCCUUCGUUCCUCAGACUGUGCGGUGUCUCCCCGUGUCUGCGGUACCUCUGGCUCAGUCGGAACAGCAUCAGCUUCAAAGGAGCGAAUAGCCUCCAGGACAGCGUGCCGGCCAGGGUGACUGUAUUUGUCUAGCGCCUGGAAUGUUGGAUUGACAAAUUUGUAACUACAGCCCUUCCCAUUGUAAAAGAACAGGUGGGGGGCACGGUGGCGCAGCGGUAGAGUUGCUGCCUUACGGCGCCAGAGACCCGGGUUUGAAGCUGACUAUAGCUGCUGGCUGUAAGGAGUUUGUCCAUUCUCCCCGUGAAUUCAUCAGUCUGAAGAAGGGUCUCGACCUGAAACAUCGCCCAUUCCUUCUCUCCAGGGAUGCUGCCUGGCCCGCAGAGUUACU
Messenger RNA from Amblyraja radiata (thorny skate), 1372 nucleotides. Its product is annotated as ribonuclease inhibitor-like. NCBI's taxonomy places the organism in Eukaryota, Metazoa, Chordata, Chondrichthyes, Rajiformes, Rajidae. The transcript has 9 exons. Gene Ontology annotation, molecular function: protein binding. Bases 181 to 1116 code for a protein of 311 amino acids. The record is from RefSeq and is a predicted model, not a curated record. Gene Ontology annotation, biological process: positive regulation of inflammatory response. Gene Ontology annotation, cellular component: cytoplasm.